UUCAGAGACCAAACGAAGACGUUAAGAAAUGGCUUACACUGCUUUCCCCGAAAACAAGUUACAUUACUAUGGUGAACUGCCUGACACAAGCGGUAAUUCAAACAGAUACGAGCUUUCCAAAAGCAAUGUUCCCGAUACAGCUAAGGAAAUUCUCGUUUAUCUCUGGGCCACAACAAAGGGUGAUGAGGCAUUUCAUCGUUAUUACUAUCGCAUCCAGACUACCGAUGGCAUACAGUUGUACAACCAAUACAUGAAUGUUGCUGCUUCCAAAGAUGUUUCUCUCAACUCCGCCAAUUUGUGGCUGCCUGUUUUUAAAGGCCACGGUAGGUGAUUGACCUUUUCAUGUCUAGCUACGCCAUCUUGAAGCAUGAUGCAUGAUGGUAUGGCCAGGGGAAAUAACCAAAUUAAAAAGUUUUUUGUGUUGUGUAAAGAUACCCGUGAACUUAACUGUGCUAUUGCUGUCAUCAACAAUCACAAAAAUAUAUAGAUCAGUUUCACAAGCGAUACGAUGGAUGCAUUUUUCACGUGCAGUCCUGGAAUUACAAUUCCCAUCUUUUUUCAGGCUCUCUUUUAAUGCAAUAGACUGGAGGCAACUUGUCCCUGGAAUCCCUUCCUAACCUGAAUACUGAGACUCCAGUGAUCUAUGUUGCCCCCAUUUAAGAUGCUUUCUGUCUAAAAGAUAAGCAAAAAGGCAAAAGGAAUGAAUAAGGGAUAUAGCCAUAUUUACAUUGUAUCUGAUAGCUUGCGUAGCGACGCAAAAACCAUAUAGCGGCGUUACGCUCUUCCAAAUGAUGCGUAUUUUUGCUGGAUUGGUUUUUGCAACGCUGCCAUUGCAAUGUAAGCACCAAUCGUUGCCUUAUUUUUGGGUUCAAUUCGUGAUUUAAGAUGGCUUCGAUCCAGCAAACAAAAAUCUGCAAUUAUAACGUUAUUUAUGGGUAUAGCUUCCUCACUCCUUCAAAUGACGUCGGCAAUAUUUUUGUUUUUGGUAAAUAUACAAGUGAAAAUUAAGACGAAGGGAUAGAAGGGGGGGGGCGGAAGGUGCCUACACUUGGCGGGUAACAUUCCUCCCUCCAGCAUUUUCGCGCACCCUGUAAAACUCCAAAAAGCACUUUUGAGAGGCAGACUUCGCAUCCGAGAUAAAAUAUUAUUAUUAUGUAUUUUUCAGUUCGCUCCCCAUUGGGGCUUUCAGUGACAGACUACAUCAAGUAUUACGCUACUUGCAUUACCUACUUAGCCUACACGGCAAAAAACGCUCAGGUUGAUGCAAUACUGAUGAAAACAGGAUUGAACAAUGUUUUGCUGCCCACAUUGUUCAUAGCUGUCAACAACAUUGGACAAUAUUGUUACACCCGAUUCAUGCUCGACAGCAUUGUUCAAUACUGUUGACAAGUGUGAACAACGUGGGCAGCAAAACAUUGUUCAGUCCUGUUGAGCAACGGUCUCGGCGUUUUUUGCCGUGUAGACUGUUUUUACAACAAUUGUGAUAUUACUUUCCUAAGUAUGAUUAUCCUUACCCGCCCUGUCUUAUUUCCCUGGGGGAGGAAACCGGAGCACCCGGAGAAAACCCACGACUCUCGGCGGAGCGUUGACUGACUCUGUUCACAUGAGUCCACCCCUGAAAAAUAUCUCCUGAAAAGCGAAAAAAAAUGUCCUUGAAAGGUCUGGAUUUCUAUAAUUAUGAAAGUGUACGAACCUUGGAGCUAUUGUUAAAUUUCACUUAGUUCUUUCUUCUUUAGGGGAAGUUGUUGUAACUUUGGAGGACGCUGAGGAUUCUACUAAAAAGGGCAAAUGUAUUAUUCCUAAAUGCGAAGAAGAAAUUAAAUACAGUUCAAUCUUUAUCUUGGGUUUCCGCUGAUAUAAAACUUUCAAACGCUUUUCUAUUCUUAAAAUCUAAUUUCUGUACUGAUGAUUUUCAAUAUGUACGAUGUAGUGCAGUAGUUAAAUAAAAUAAUGUGUUUAAUAACCUUGCA
Molecule: messenger RNA, 1970 nt
Organism: Paramuricea clavata
Lineage: Eukaryota; Metazoa; Cnidaria; Anthozoa; Malacalcyonacea; Plexauridae
Source: the annotation of a GenBank genome assembly